CAGACCUGCCGCACAUGCGGCACAGGGCAGCAAGCUCCACCGGAAGAUAGUUAUAUCUGGCCCCAUCGUUGUCUGCGCGUCACACGGCUGCAAACCUGCACGGCUGCACCGAUUCCUGUCGCCGCGCGCGCCGCACGCAGCGCACAGACCAGGUUCGCCUCACUGCUCUCACUGCCAGAGCUCUGCGACGCGGCACCCGCUGCGCGCGUGAAGCAAAAGAAGGAGUGCCUGGGCCCCGCCGCGGAGAACCACGCUGCCAGAAGGGAAAACGGCCGGCGGUGAAAAGGGACGAUGGCGCAAGUGCUCAAGCCCCCCGCGCGCCGCCGCAGUCCCUCCUCAGAACAAUUUAAGAAAGAUGCGGACCAGAGCCGCAUGCUCCAGGCGCCCGCGCGCCGCCGCAGCGCCUCGUUCGAAAAGCCGGACUUGCCUCCGAGAACGCCAAGCAAAGCCGAGCUGCGAGAACUGGCCGAACGCGACUGGCGCCUCGAGGUCGUCCUGGCCACUUGUGUAGCAAUCGCUCUCGGACUGGCCAUCUUCCGGGACAUGUACAUUGGUGGGUUGGGAAGUUCGAACGGGAGGAUUGUGUCCUUCCUGGCCUCGCUCAACGGCUGCGCCGGUUUUAGGAGACAGAAGAAAGCGGUACGAGCCCACAAAGCGCGGACCACAGAAAAGUUCCGGCGGCUCGAGUCGCUGCACCUCGCCGCGCCGAGUCCCCCUCGCCACAAGGUCCAACUCAUGUGCAUCGCUUUUAGUAACAAGUUCGCAACCCAGAGCAUCGGGUCGUUGCUCGUCGGCGCGACUCCCGUGAUCUUGAAGGGCUGGCGCCACGUGAGCAGCUGGUUUUUGGCCUUCGCGCUCGUCCAGAUCGCGCCGAGGGAUGUGGUCUACGACGCUCUCACGAGACAUGUGUUUCUUGCGUUUGUGGUGAAAGUCGGCGCCGCGCUGUACAAGCUCCGCAAAUUUAAUUUUGUGGUGUCGGCGUGUCCUCAUUGCUCCCUGCAGUUCCUGCUGAUGGUCAUGCUUGUCACAAUAGACGGCAACAACGCGUGUAGUCGGUGCAUGACCUGGCUCUGGAUGCGCGGGACCGCCAAUACGAAACGGAAGCACAUUCUGAGAGGGAUCGGAGCGUUCGCGGCGCGGUCGGGGCCCGUGCUGCUGGCCGCAGCCUUCAUCAGAACAACGCGCUCGUGCAAGGACAAGUAUGGGAAAUUACUGGUGCUCGUCGUGUUUCUCCAUAGAAAUGGCUGCGCGGGGUUGUUGCUGCGGACGGCGCGGACGGCGCGAAGAGGUAUGGAUAGCCCGUCCUACGUCGGCGAGGCGUUCCCCGUGCGGAGGAGCCCGCGGCUGCGCGGGGAGAAGGUGGAUUAA
This is a messenger RNA of Pelagomonas calceolata, 1368 nucleotides long. Lineage: Eukaryota; Pelagophyceae; Pelagomonadales; Pelagomonadaceae. The record is from the annotation of a GenBank genome assembly.